AUGUCCUCUAACCUGUUAGACUGGAAGUCCUCUACAUACAACAGAUCUCCUACAGUUGGCAGCUUUGAAGAGUGCAAGGUUCUAUUUCCUUGCCCUGAAUAUCUUCAAUCAAUUGCUGGAUACGACCGUCACUGGAACUCAGCACUAUUAUCUUUGGUUACUCAUGGAUUUCACAAUGAUGACGGGCAUCUAGAGCAGAACAAAGGCUUUCAUCCACUUACUAGCGAACACUAUCUCACUGGGUUUUCUAAAUCUCAGACGGCUACAGAGGAGCAGAGGAUAAAUAAUUGGCGGGCUCAAGCGAUUCAUGCAGAGCAGAUAUUGCAAACUAUAUUUGACCUGGCAAGUUGCACCACUUUAGAUAGGUUGACAGGUGGUUCAACAAUUGUCCUGCAUCAUCCUGGCGCUACACCUCCAUCCUUAGACAUCUCUCCUGAGAACCUCAAGGCUGAAGUCUAUAUCAAUCCCAAAGUGCUCUCGGAGCAUCGUGAGCUUCACUCGGUCGUCGCUCAAAUCUCUCAACUCUUCAUCGCUGACUAUGCGACACCUUUGGCCCGAGCCUUCGCACAAAAUUGUAUUCACAACAAUUGGAAAGGCAGCGGCCCAGUCUCUCAAACACCUUCAAAAGGCAAGACAACAUCGAAAGGCAAACAAGUUGAAAUUGCACCUCUUAUUCCCUCACCUAUUUCACCAUCAUCGGCACAUUUCACUUUUUAUGGACGUCCUCCUCCAAUAUCUUAUCAUAUAUGCCAUCCUACGACAGCAGAAUUACGUGGAAGCCAACUCAGAUCCAAUUAUUGCAUACUCGGGAGAGCAAGGGUUAUCAGGUCCGCAAAGAGGGACCAAGUAGGAGGGCUGUCGUAUCAGCACAGGAUCACAGUGCACCCAACAACCCCUGCUGUUUUCAACCAGUCCUCAAGCAGUAGCCAGGCUGAGAGAUGUUACCCUCCGUCAAACAGUGAUGAUAAAUGUUACCCUGCUUCAACAAGUGACCAGGCCUGGAGACAUUACCCUCCUACAACUCCUAUGAGGAGCAAAAGCACAUCCUUUGAAUUACCCACACCCAUGUCGAUCACUGCUAGGUCCCCAUCUGAUUCGUGGCAUUAUAGUAUGCUGGCGCUUGUUCCUUUUGGGAAUGAAACAGAGGUAGUCCUAGAAGAGCUAGGCUACCCAGAUCAUUUUCAUCGGGUCUGCAUAUCAAUCGGCAAAGAUUACCUUCCGAAGCAGUGGUUUUUGAAAUUGCAGGAGCCUGUUACCUCAUUCCCUGUCAGAAUUACUGUGAUGGUGCUCCCAGGAACUGCUCGCUCGCACAAUCCUCGCCGGUUAGUUCCUCGAACACGCGCCCUAUAUGUCAAAGUAUCGAAAGAAGACCAACAGGUUCGAGCCGUUCUCAAUUACAUUAAUGCAAAGGCCACAGAUUUGGCAUCUAAGUUCAAACAACCUCGAUGCUGCUACCUUGAGAGGUUAUCGCUUGGUUCUGUUGUCCACCACCGCAAAUGCAACAAGACAAGUGCCUGGUAUGCCUAUAUGCACUUCAAAGGCAUCCAGAACAAUGCCAGUAAGUUUUCCUCAUAUGAGAAGUCAAACAUCGCCAAUCUUGCAAAGGACGAAACCGAGUACCACCAACUUACCACUGAGGAGAAGGCGCAGCUUAUAAUUGACUUUGACAAAGUCAAGAAGAGUUCUCGGGAUCGUCCUCCAAACAUCACCACUAGAUCACGGGCUGCUAAAUGUUCCCGGAACUUCCAGUUGGUGAGAGAAGAGCUUGAAGCUCUCGAGGAAUGUGUUGGCGUUGAAGCCUUCAUCGUUAUGGUUCGUGGUGUUUCCAACUUCACCAUGGUGCCAAAGGCAUUCUUCACAAGCCCCACAGCUGAACACUUUGUUCCUUUAUAUCUACAUAAGGACAUCGCGCAACUGGCAACCAACCUUGAGAGCACAAUACUGGCCAAUGGCCUCAUUAUGAGUUCGUACUUAACUAUUUUUUUCUAUACACAUGGUGAAGUAACAAAUAAUCCCUCAGCGGUAAUGGAGUUCAAAUGCUAUAAUGAUCUUGUCCAACACUACCACGUCAAGCUUGUAGGGUGGAACCACCCUAAAUGGGCCAAUCCAUCUGACCUGAAAGGCGGUAUCGAGAGCCUCGAGAAUGUGGUCCUUGCGAUUCAGGCCAAUACAUGUAAGUUCAUAAAAAUCACACCACAAGAAGCCAAAGAGCAACAGCGUCUUAUCAAUGAUGGUGAGAUACUCACUCCUGACCUCGAGCCCCCAAUGCCAUCCAACUUGCCUGCUCCUGAUUCAACACAGUCAUCAACGACCAAUGUUUGGACAUCACUGCCACCACCAUCAUCCGACAUUCCUACUCCCCAUUUGACUCAGUCACCAAUGGCCAACACUUGGACAUCAAUGCCGCCACCAUCCAGUGUGUUUGAGUCUGAACAAUCUGCAGAUUAUGAUAUCACACCUGCUCCCAUGACACCCACUGCGGCUUCGUCAGAGCCUUACAUGCGCCCCUCGUCGAUUACAAAUGAAAUGGUGGAUCCCAUUCUUCGUGCACUUGAUCAUGGUAAAUAUAUCUCUACUCUAGUGUAA
Suillus bovinus is the source of this 2586-nucleotide messenger RNA. RefSeq lists its product as uncharacterized. The record is from RefSeq and is a predicted model, not a curated record. The transcript is spliced from 8 exons. Bases 1 to 2586 code for a protein of 861 amino acids. NCBI's taxonomy places the organism in Eukaryota, Fungi, Basidiomycota, Agaricomycetes, Boletales, Suillaceae.